Messenger RNA from Spodoptera littoralis (African cotton leafworm), 1434 nucleotides. Lineage: Eukaryota; Metazoa; Arthropoda; Insecta; Lepidoptera; Noctuidae. The record is from the annotation of a GenBank genome assembly.
AUGAAGAAAAUAAUGUGCGAUACAAAUGGCUUUUGGAGACUGUGUACUAUUUUCCUCGCAGCGUUAUGUGCAUUCUCAGUGGUCAACGCUAGAUUCUUUCCAAAUUUGUAUCCAAGACUAAAACUGGACGCUAGAUCAACGAAAGACGCUGGUGAACCUCUGUUUAUCACUCCUUAUCUGAAGACAGGCUCCAUAUUACUCGCGCAAAACCUUUCCCGAGUGUCCAUUACAGAUACGAUAGGGUUUCGAAGCCACGCCGGCUUCUUUACAAUAGACGAGAUAUACAACGCCAAUUUGUAUUUCUGGUACUUCUCUCCGUUUUCUAAGAAGGAAGAAGCUCCAAUUAUAAUCUGGCUACAAGGGGGACCUGGAGGAAGUUCUCUUUUCGGACUAUUUCAGGAGUUGGGACCACUAAUAGCGAAAAAGGAAGGUUUCGCUUUAAGAAAAUAUCACUGGGCUCUGAAUUAUCACUUAAUAUUCAUUGAUAACCCUGUGGGUACUGGGUUCAGUUUCACAGAUAAUGAGAGUGCAUAUUGUACUAAUGAGGAUUGUGUAGCAGAAGGACUUUACUCCACUCUGAAGCAGUUCUACCAAUUGUUUCCUAAUUUAAAGCAAAAUGAAUUAUACUUAGCUGGAGAAUCUUAUGCAGGGAAGUACCUGCCAUCAUUUGGAUUAAAAAUACAUCGUGAAAAUGCCAAGAGUAAAGAAAAAGUAAAUCUAAAAGGUAUUGCAAUGGGUAACGCAUAUUGUGACCCAAUUAAUCAACUAGAUUAUGGCCACUACCUAUAUCAAUUAGGAUUAAUAGACGAAAAUGAAUCAAAAUUGUUUUUAAAAUACCAAGGAGAGAUUGCUAGUCAAAUAAAACAAGAAAAUUGGGAACAAGCCGAUGUUCUCAUGGACAGACUAAUGGAUGGAGAUAUGACGAACUUCUCAUAUUUCAAGUACUACACUGGCUUUGAUUACUAUUACAACUAUUUACAGGCUGCUACAGCUGAUGACAUGUCAGUAUUUAUCAGCUUAUUGCAGAAUGACAAAGUCCGCCGUGGUGUACAUGUUGGAGGAUUACCCUUCAAUGAUGGAUUAAAAGUGCAAUUAAAUUUAGUACUUGAUCUGCUUAAAUCUGUAGCUCCAGCGAUAUCUGAGCUUCUAUCGCAUUAUAGAAUAAUGUUCUAUAAUGGGCAACUGGAUAUAGUUGUUGCUUACCCACUCACAGAAAACUUUUUGCAAAAACUACAGUUUUCUUCAGCUGCAGAAUAUAAAAAUGCGAAGAGAUCGAUUUGGAAAGUGGGUGAUGAUAUAGCUGGAUAUAUAAAGACAGCUGGUAAUCUGACUGAAGUCUUGGUCAGGAAUGCUGGGCAUAUGGUACCACGGGACCAACCUAAAUGGGCUCUGAGCCUCAUCACAAGAUUCAUUAAAAAUGAUUUUGCUUCCUAA